This is a messenger RNA of Diospyros lotus (date-plum), 1067 nucleotides long. RefSeq lists its product as uncharacterized. The record is from RefSeq and is a predicted model, not a curated record. Bases 251 to 706 code for a protein of 151 amino acids. The transcript is spliced from 2 exons. NCBI's taxonomy places the organism in Eukaryota, Viridiplantae, Streptophyta, Magnoliopsida, Ericales, Ebenaceae.
CAAAGCUCUGGUCAUCCGUCUGUAAAGCCACUCACACCCUCUCCCCCUGUCUCUCUCUCCUCUGUUUCUGGAGGCUGCACGGGGCUGGUUUUACCAACUGAGUUACUUUGGAAACGCCUUGAAAACCAUGCUGCUCCACAGUAUCUUCUUCUCCUUCUUCUUCCUCUAAGGCUCUAACUGUCUGUGACGAUCUGUGCUUUGUUGUUGUGGGUCUCUCCCAGCUCACGAUGUUAGCAUAGAAGAGACAACAAUGGCGGAAUCUGAUCACUGGGCCUCGCCGCCGGCAACUGGACCGCCGCCGUUCCCACAGAAUGAUGCCCGUUGGAUGCACUUUGACAACUCCGUUAACGCAGUCUCUUUUGGUUUCGUCGCCACCGCAAUUCUCGUCUCCAUGUUCCUUGUCAUGGCCGUUUUCGAGCGUUUUCUCGGCCCGGCCUCGCAGUCUCCUUCUCCUGCCGGCCGGCGGUACGGUCGUGAUAUUGAGUCACAGAUGAGCUCCAACCGAAAACUUCAUCUUCCAUCGCCCCAUGUGUCUCUAAAUGCCAGAGAAUUAUCAGUGUUGAUGCCCGGCGACCGUGUUCCGACGUUCAUCGCCUUGCCUUGCCCGCCGGAUCGCAUCUCUUGGCCUCCCCGGCAACACAGCUCAGUGACCGGUAACCGCCACGGCUUCGCUCCAAACCUGAUCUCUCACACUCCACCUCAAUAGGCCAAGAUUGAAAAUGCUCGCGGCUGUAUAUCGAUACCAAUAUUCCGAGGAGGAUUAAUUCUACAGAUGGUGGCAUUUGAUAUGUACAUAGAGCAUUCGAUCAGGCGACGAAAAAUCUGAAGAUUUUCAUAUGCUUGGGAAAUUUUCGAAUCUGUAAGAUGCGUGUUUAAUUAAAUGAAUUAAAGACUAUAUAUAAUUGUCACAUAAUCACAAUAUUCUUACGAGGGCAAGAAAGAAUAUAUGCCUAUUUAAUAGUGCUACGAAAUUUUACUACUUUCAUAAAAUUAUUAUAAAUAAUAUGAUUUUUCCUAUUUCUUCUGGCUUACAGUGAAAAUUCCAAAUAGGCUAAUAAUAUGAAAAG